CAACAGGAAAAGAAUAUCAAAAGCUUCAUCCUAUCUUCUUCUUUCGUGUUAGAACAAUAAACAUCUUCAUAUCUGGCCUAAUUUCAUUUUUUCUCUGAUUUGCGAUCAGAAUAAUAAUCAUCCCCUUAUCUUAUCUUCUACAAAUUACAAUCACAAACAAAAAUUUGUCUCUUCAAAUUUCUCAUAAAAAAAACCCCAGAUCACAAAUCCACAGCCAUUCAAUGCUCCUCUUGGAAAAAUCGAAUGUGCCCCGUCAGUUGUUCGACGAAUUUUCCGACCGAUGUUUUUCUGUGGAAAGCAAUCAUCAAGUGUUACUCGACCCACGGUAUGUCAGCUGCAGUUCUCGGCAUGUACUCGGAAAUGCAGCGGGCGCGAGUUAUCCCGGCAAGCAACAUGUCAAAUACUUCUCACACGAGUUCAACCAAUCGAUAUAGCAGUGCCUAUACCCCAUUUGAGGUUAGGCUGUGUGAACAUGACGAAGAAGCCGUUGUGUUGACAUCAAUGACCCCUGAAAACCCAGCCCGAAGGUUCUUGAAAUGCCCUCGCCGAAAGCCCGAACCGCCUUGUCGCCUAUUUGAGUGGAUUGAUCCCGAGUUGCCGUCGUUCCAAAAGGGUUGUUUCAACAAACUGAAGGCUGAAAAGGAUAGGCUGCACGAGCAACUGAUGUGCAAAAAUGUAAUGGAGAAAUUGCUCUCGGAGAGGUUGGAGUUAAAAGCCACCGAGAUCAAAGCACUGGAAGAGGCGAAUAUUCGGAUGAUGACUGAUUUGGAGAUUGUAGCAAUAGAAAAUGUUGAACUACAGUCGAGACUUGAUGAUGUUGUAUGUCAAGGUCGAAAGUUGGAGAAGAAGGCAGACUAUCUGUACGACCUAAAUUGGACACCAAAGUUUGAUGACUUUCUUAUCAACUACUUACUUGAAGAUAAGCUCUGUGGUAUCUUUGUUCCUAAUGCAGAUAAUACUGAAUCCAUACUUGCUGCUACGCGAGCAUUCAAUGCGUGGUUUAGCACGAGUUUCACGGUGGAGUACAUCGGAACACGCGUUGGAGUUUUGGAGAAACGACAUGAUGUUUUCACGGCUCUGAAAGACAAGGCUGGUGUUCAAUACGAUGUCGGCCAUAACAAGUACCAUGCUUCGGGCAGCACUUGGGAUGAAAUGCUAAGGUGGGAUGACUUUUCUCUGGCGUACAUGACGGAAGGUGAUCCACAUCAUAACAAACUUGUGGAGUUGUUUCACGAGGAGCCACCGUACGUAAAUCCUUUGCAGUGGUGUAUCAUUUCUAACAGCGACGACGAAGGCAAGAAGAAAGGCAGCAAGGGGCGUGGCAAAAGUGUUGAAGUUAUCAAUGUGGAGGAGUACCGUCUAAACCGUCUGCCACCGAGUAGGUUAGUUCCCUACCCCAUUCGAACUGACAUCCCCCGUAAGAAACAACCACCGCGUCCGGACUUUUAUUUGGGUAGUAGUUCAAAGGGCCCAAAAAAGAAGCAAUCCAUACACAGUCAAACCGGGUCAACUAAUGGCUCUGUGAACCAACCCACAAACGACAACUCCUCUCACGGUGCACAUGAAGCUGAGGAAAAUUCUGUAUCUACUGCAUGCUCCGUCACUCCUAUGGACUACGCGCAUGAUUGGCCAUGGAAAUAG
Striga asiatica is the source of this 1641-nucleotide messenger RNA. The record is from the annotation of a GenBank genome assembly. Lineage: Eukaryota; Viridiplantae; Streptophyta; Magnoliopsida; Lamiales; Orobanchaceae.